AUGGCUGCAUCAAAUCCUCAACGUCUCAAGGGUAUUCUAUCAGUAACUGUACUGAAAGCCAACAAUUUAAUAAAAGGUGAUUGGUUUGGUGAGAACGAUUGUUAUGUAGUCCUUUCACUUGAACCUCUUUCGAUAAAAUCAAAAAUGAAGGCUGGCAAUCAGCCACAACAAACAGAAACAUGUCAGAAGACACAAAUUCACGACGGUCGUAAUCCUAUUUUCAACGAGAAAUUCUUAUUUCCUAUAGCACAAAAAUUAGAAACAUUGUACGUUCAAGUAUGGGAUGCAGAUAUUGGCAAUGAUGAUCUUUUAGGUCAUGGAUCAUUGGAUCUACUGAACGAUGAUCAAGGUGGACAAUUUAAUACGGACAAAGAAUGGCUUCGUACUGUCACUAUUUCCAUGACCACUGAAAAAGGCAAACAUGGUGGUACACUUGAACUUAUCCUUCAUUUUAUUUCGGAGACGCUUUCUGAUUAUGUCAGCAAGAAAUAUAAUGCUGUUCAAGCAGAGAUGAAGAAAAAAUUGACACAGCAAAUAGUAGCAAAAAUGACCGAUGUGGCUUCAGACAAAAUUCGAGGAUAUGUCGGCAUCAGUGAUUGA
Molecule: messenger RNA, 600 nt
Organism: Rotaria sp. Silwood1
Lineage: Eukaryota; Metazoa; Rotifera; Eurotatoria; Philodinida; Philodinidae
Source: the annotation of a GenBank genome assembly